CAUGGCUAUCUUUUUAACCGGGGACCCUUUGAUGUUGACAUGUGUAAUUGCUUUGAGAUGGAUCCAUGGUUACUCACACGAACACAUUUUCCUUUUCUAUUUUUUUUUUCUUUUUUAUAAAAAAAAACCCUUGAUAGACAAGACAAAUAAAUAAACAAACACCCCAUUUUUUUUUUUAAAAAAAAUAAAAUAAAAAAUUUAAACAAUAAAAUAUCAAUCAACCCAAAAACUAAUUAUUUACACCUUCCUUCCAAUUACCCCAUUUCACACCCAAUUUUAUUUUUUAAAAUUUAGUUUUUUUAAGAUUUAUUUAUUUUUAAUUAAUUUUUUAACAGAUGAGAGAGAAAAUGAAGGAGUUGCAAGAACAAAUUUGUAGAGAGGGAGUAUCACAUGGCAUGUGAGCAACAGCUGUUACCUCCACUCCUCCCCAAGUCUUCUUCUUCUCUCUCCUCUCUUAAUAUAUACUCUUCUCUUCUUUCUUAAUCCAGUCUUUUACCUCUCUUCUUUCUCUCUCCUCCCCUGUUUCUCUCUCAAGCUCUCAUCUUUCUCAUCAAUGGCGGACUCUGAAACCCUAACAAAUUAAUACCCUCUUCCUAUUUCUCCUUCAUGAUUCAGUGAACCAAUCCCCAGAAAAAAUGAACCUUCUUUACACCUUCUUACUACUCUUUCUCUCUCCUCCCCUGUUUUCCCCUGUUUUUUGUGCUAAAACUAGUGAUUCCCAGAAAUUAAUGAGCUUCAAAUCUUCUCUUCUUGACCCGAAUACCCUCAAAAACUGGGUUGAAAACUCCGACCCGUGUCACUUCACUGGUGUUUUCUGCAACAAUUCAAGAGUUACUUCUUUGGAUCUCACUUCACUUUCUCUUUCUACUGAUAUUUCCUCUGUUUCAACUCAUCUUUUUUCCAUUGAACUUCUUACCUCACUUUCUCUUUCUUCCUGUAAUAUUUCUGGUUCUUUUGAGCAAAUUUCUGUCUGUUCAGCUUCUCUCUUAGAAAUUGACCUAUCUCACAACUCUAUUUCUGGAUCUUUCUUUGAUUUAGCUAGGUUAUCUUCAUGUUCUUCUCUUUCUUCUUUUAACAUCUCCUUCAAUCUUCUAGAUUCUUCUAGAGAUUUCAAGGGUUCUUCACCUCCUCGUUUUGGGUUACCCCUAAAAAGUUUGGAUGUUUCUGGGAAUCACUUAUCUGGGGACCAAGUUCUUCCAUGGGUGGUCUCUCAAAGUUGUGAGAAGCUUACUUACUUUGCUAUAAAAGGGAAUAAUCUAAAUGGGAGUUUUUCACUUUCAAAAUGCUCAAAUUUGGAGUAUUUGGAUAUUUCAUCAAAUAAUAUCUCAGCCCCAUUUCCUAAUUUUGGGAAAGAUUCUCCUAAUUUGAAGCAUAUUGACAUAUCUUCCAAUAAAUUUGCUGGAAAAAUAGAGGGAAAUGCACUAAUUGGGUGUAAUAAUUUGAAGUUUUUGAAUAUAUCAAGUAAUUUGUUAACUGGUGGGUUUCCCUCAUUUCCUUCAUCUUCAAGCUUGGAGUUUGUUUAUUUGGGGAGUAAUCAAUUUCAAGGGGUGAUUUCUGAGAGUUUUGCUGAUGAUUUCUGCUCAAAUUUGGUGGAAUUUGAUGUCUCCUUCAAUAAUUAUACUGGUAUGAUCCCCACUGGCUUUGAAUCUUGCAAAAUGUUGGAAAUUUUUGAUAUUUCUAACAACAAUUUCACUGGGGAUUUGCCUGCUGAUUUGUUGUUAAAAAUGGGGAAUUUGAAGAAAUUAAACCUAGCUUUUAACAAUUUUGUGGGUGUUUUGCCUGAUUCCUUUUCUGUUCUUGCUAGUUUAGAAUCAUUGGAUUUGAGCUCAAACAAAAUUUCUGGGAAAAUCCCAUCUGGGAUUUGUGAAAACCCUAGUAAAUUGAAAGAACUUUAUCUCCAAAAUAAUAUGCUCACUGGUCCAAUUCCUCCUACUAUUGGUAAUUGUUCUCAGCUAGUUUCACUUGAUCUUAGUUUCAAUUACCUCAAUGGGAGAAUCCCAUCUAGUUUGGGCUUACUUACACAGUUGAAAGACUUGAUUAUGUGGAUGAAUAAGCUUCAAGGGGAUAUUCCUACUGAGCUUCAGCACAUUCCAACACUCGAAAAUCUGAUUUUAGACUACAAUGAGUUGACUGGUACUAUCCCUUCUGGAUUGAUGAACUGCACAAACUUGAACUGGAUUUCGCUUUCGAGUAAUAGGUUGAGUGGAACUAUACCAUCUUGGAUUGGUAGGUUGAAGAAUUUGGCUAUCCUUAAGCUCUCUAACAACUCAUUCUACGGCGAAGUCCCACCCGAGUUGGGGGAAUGCAAGAGCCUGUUGUGGUUGGAUUUAAAUAGCAAUAUGUUGAAUGGGAGUAUUCCUCCUGCUAUAGCCAAACAGUCAGGAAAGAUGGCUAUUGGACUAGUUGUUGGGAAGAAGUAUGUGUACCUGAGGAACUAUGGAGGUAAAGGGUGUCAUGGCACGGGUAAUUUGCUCGAAUUUGCCGGGAUUAGGUCUGAUGCUGUUCUUAGAAUCCCUACAAUGUGCAAAUUUCAGCAAGUCUACCAAGGUCAUACUCAGCCUAAUUUUAACUACAAUGGCUCUAUGAUUUUCCUUGACUUGUCUUACAACAAUCUCCAAGGUGGCAUCCCUAAGGAGCUCGGCACAAUGUUCUAUCUGUCGAUUUUGAAUUUGGGUCAUAACAAUCUCUCUGGUCCAAUUCCUGAAGAUCUUUCAGGGAUGAAAAACAUCGGCGUUAUGGAUCUUUCUCACAACCAUCUCUCAGGGUCCAUUCCUUCGUCUUUGGGUGGUCUUUCAUUCUUGACCGAGAUUGAUUUGUCCAACAAUGAGCUCUCCGGUAUGAUUCCUGAAUCAGCGCAGUUUGAAACUUUCCCGGCUUCUAGAUUCUUCAAUAACACCGGCCUCUGCGGGUAUCCCCUGCCAGCAUGUGAUAGAAACUCGGAUGCAAAUUCUUCUAAUCAUAAAAAGCAUGGGAGACAGGCUUCUCUUGCUGGAAGUGUGGCAAUGGGGUUGCUGUUCUCUUUAUUCUGUAUAUUUGGGGUGAUCAUUGUUGGCAUUGAGGUGAAGAAGAGGAGGAAGAAGAAGGAAUCUUUACAGGAUAUCUACAUGGAUGGUAACUCACAGACGGGCAACAACACCGCGUCUGCCUGGAAAUUCACCAGUAAUCGCGAGGCAUUGAGCAUCAACCUUGCAACAUUCGAGAAGCCUCUUCGGAAGCUUACUUUUGCUGAUCUUCUAGAAGCCACAAAUGGGUUUCAUGAUGACAGUAUGAUAGGCAAAGGUGGGUUUGGUGAUGUCUAUAAAGCUCAGCUCAAGGAUGGCAGUGUUGUUGCUAUCAAGAAGCUGAUACAAAUCAGUGGGCAGGGUGACCGAGAGUUCACUGCUGAAAUGGAAACUAUCGGGAAGAUCAAACACCGCAACCUUGUGCCUCUCUUGGGUUACUGCAAAGUCGGGGAAGAGCGGUUGUUGGUGUACGAAUACAUGAAAUAUGGGUCCCUUGAAGAUGUCCUACAUGAUCGAAGGAAGGCCGGGAUCAAGCUAAAUUGGGUUGCAAGGAGGAAAAUCGCGAUAGGGGCAGCUCGAGGGUUAGCUUUCCUUCAUCAUAAUUGCAUCCCCCACAUUAUUCACCGCGACAUGAAAUCUAGUAAUGUUUUGCUGGAUGAAAACUUGGAGGCAAGGGUAUCUGAUUUCGGGAUGGCCAGACUUAUGAGUGCAAUGGACACUCAUUUGAGUGUGAGCACAUUGGCUGGUACCCCGGGUUAUGUUCCACCCGAGUACUACCAAAGCUUCAGAUGUUCAACCAAGGGGGAUGUAUAUAGUUAUGGUGUGGUGUUACUUGAGCUACUAACAGGGAAGCAACCUACAGAUUCACCUGAUUUUGGUGACAAUAAUCUUGUUGGUUGGGUAAAAAUGCACGCAAAAUUGAAAAUAAGCGAUGUAUUUGAUCCCGAGCUAACAAAAGAGGAUCCGAAUUUAGAAAUCGAACUCUUGGAGCAUCUAAAAGUCGCGUGUGCUUGCUUGGAUGACCGACCGUGGAAACGGCCUACAAUGAUUCAAGUCAUGGCAAUGUUCAAGGAAAUUCAAGCAGGUUCAGGUUUCGACUCAGGAUCUACAAUUACAGGAGACGACGGAAGUUUUACUACCAUGGGCGGGAGUUUUAGCACCACAGUCGAUAUCCUAGAUAUGAGCAUAAAAGAAGUCCCAGAAGGAAACUUCAAAUAACAUCUCCUAAAAUUUUCGAAUUCGCCGGAACAUGAAGGUGGUAGUGUUGAAGCUCCACAAAAUUUUCCUCUAUACCACCACCAUGGAAUGGUAUAAACCAAAAUUUUCACUGUAUGUUGUAACCAUUAAUGUAUGUAUAAUCAAAGAAUCCUUUUUUUUUUUUUUUUUUUUUUUUUUCAUUUUAUACAUAGGUGGUUAUUAUUAACCUCCUUUUUUUUUACCUUCUUUUUUGAGGUCACUUUGUAGUUUGUACAUAAUGUAUUAGAAGAACCUCUAGUAGGUUUUUUUUUUUUUUUUCUUAAAAUGUUGUUAAAAAUGUUGCUAGAAUGCUAGUAGAUCCGUGACCUCAGUUUGAUAGUGACCAAGUGUAGCAGGCUAUUUUGGCCAUUUUCUUAAGAAGCACUUGAUUUGUUUUUAUA
Molecule: messenger RNA, 4639 nt
Organism: Chenopodium quinoa (quinoa)
Lineage: Eukaryota; Viridiplantae; Streptophyta; Magnoliopsida; Caryophyllales; Amaranthaceae
Product: systemin receptor SR160-like
Exons: 1
Coding region: 636-4220 (1194 amino acids)
Biological process (GO): protein phosphorylation
Molecular function (GO): protein binding; protein kinase activity; ATP binding
Source: RefSeq, a predicted model, not a curated record